Molecule: messenger RNA, 3998 nt
Organism: Anguilla anguilla (European eel)
Lineage: Eukaryota; Metazoa; Chordata; Actinopteri; Anguilliformes; Anguillidae
Product: protocadherin alpha-C2-like
Exons: 1
Coding region: 618-2822 (734 amino acids)
Biological process (GO): homophilic cell-cell adhesion
Cellular component (GO): plasma membrane
Molecular function (GO): calcium ion binding
Source: RefSeq, a predicted model, not a curated record
AGUUUUUAGUAAAUCCGCCUGAUUUUUUCUUGGUUUGUAUUUAGAUCCGGACAGAGUUAACACAGUGUUUAUAUUUCUUGUUUUUUUCUGGCGGGUAAUGACAGUCCUUGCUUUUUUCAUAUUUUAUUAAAGGUAUAUUUGUAUUGAUGUUGGUUUGCUACGUUAUGAGGUCACAGGUUCGAUUCCCCGGUAGAACAAUGACGGCGUACCCUUGAGCAAGGUACUUAACCUGCAUUGCUUCAUUAUAUAUCCGGCUGUAUAAUUUGAUACAAUGUAAAUGCUAUGUAAAAAAAAAAAAAAAAAAGUUUUGUAAGUCGCCUUGGAUAAGAGCGUCUGCUAAAUGCCUGCAGUGUAAUGUAAUAUAAUGUAAUGUGGGAAUUUGCAUCCUUCUUAGGACAUUUUUGUGCGCACAGUGGCGCUGUUCACCGAUUUUAAAAGCGUUCAGAUUACCAGGAAAUCGAGCAAGCAUCCUGCGAUCAGUCUCCGCCUUCUCUUAUUUUGAAAUUUCUUUCGGAUUCCCUUCCCAGUAAUAUUUCCAGAGAGAUUGUUUCCCGUAUGUCAGUUCGGUUGAUCGGUUGAUUCACUCGACGUUUCCGUUUUCACCCACAUCCGGCCAAAUGAUGCUUCUUUCCUUCUCAAUCAAAAGGUAUGUUGCGCUUCUCAUCGUUUUUCUAGGCGUAUGGAAGGCGACAUUCUCGGUCACUCAUUAUUCUAUUCCCGAAGAAAUGGAGGAGGGAUCUGUUGUCGCAAAUUUAGCCACAGACCUGGCUAUAAACAUCCGUUCUUUGCCUGAACGCGAAAUAAGACUUGAUAUAAUCGACAACAAAAAAUACCUCGAGGUCAACAAAGACACAGGCGAGCUGUACAUUGGAGAGCAGAUAGACCGAGAGUCCUUGUGCAUAACUAAGACUUCCUGCUUUCUGAAACUGGAUGUGAUUAUACAGAAUCCACUACGUAUAUUUCACAUCGAAUUGGAAAUAACGGAUAUCAACGACAACGCUCCACAUUUUAGACGCGACCGGAUACAACUGGACAUUUCAGAGUCGGCUACUCCAGGAGAGAGGUUUUCUAUUACGAAUGCUGUGGAUCCUGAUGUUGGUUCGAAUUCCGUUAAAACAUACUCUCUUAGUGAGAGCGAUCAUUUUAAAAUCGAAAUUCAGACGGGAAGAGACGGUUCUAAAUUUGCAGAUCUAAUUUUGAAAAAGCCUUUAGACCGAGAGAAGCAGGCUGUACAUAAUCUGAUACUCUCCGCAAUAGAUGGCGGAGUUCCCGCUCGUUCUGGCACCACCAGCAUUACAGUUCAAGUUAUGGAUACGAAUGACAACACCCCUCAGUUUGAUCAAGAUCUUUAUACCGUGAACAUAACGGAAAAUUCCCCUAUAGGGAGUCUAAUCAUAAAAUUGAAUGCUACAGACAUAGAUGAGGGUCCAAAUGCAGAAAUUGUAUAUACGUUUACUCUAUACACCUCCGAGAUGGCGAAAGACGUUUUUUAUUUAAAUCCUGAUAAUGGUGAGAUAAGAGUUAAAGGGGAAAUAGAUUAUGAAGAAACAAAAGUAUUCGAAAUUCAUGUGGAAGCCAAAGAUAAAGGUCACAUCCAGUUGUCAACGAACUCUAAAUUAAUUAUUUUUGUUACUGACAUGAAUGACAAUUACCCCACAAUUACCAUCAAAUCGUUUCAGGGUUCUAUCAAAGAAAGUGUUGCCUUAGGUACUGUAAUUGCUCUAAUAAGUGUAAGUGACCGGGACUCUGGCGAGAACGGUCGAAUCGAAAUUACAAUCAACGAACAGUUGCCAUUUUCUCUACAGAAGUCGUCAGAAAGUCAUUACGAUUUGGUUGUCACGGAACCCUUAGAUCGUGAGAGAGUCCCAGAGUAUGACAUCACUUUAACCGUCAGAGACAGGGGAUCCCCACCUUUGUCUGAUAACAAAACAAUCACUUUGGAACUCUUGGACGUUAAUGACAACGCGCCCCGGUUUGCAAAAUCCUUCUAUACCAUCCCAGUAUUGGAAAACAACUCACCUGGAUUACUUCUGAGUUCGGUUACUGCGUUUGACCCAGACUUCCAUGAAAACCAGUAUCUAGUUUAUUUCAUAAUUGAAAAGGAAAUCGCGAACACAUCAAUGUCCAUGCUCUUUUCCAUUAACCCAGAGAAUGGAGAUCUUUACGCACUAAAAACGUUUGACUACGAGAGAGAAAAAGAGUUCCUUUUCCACAUUGAAGCCAGAGAUUCGGGUGUCCCUCCACUCAGCAGUAAUGUUACUGUCCACAUCGUCAUUCUGGAUCAGAAUGACAACACCCCACUCAUAGUGUCUCCAUGGCGGGCGCACGGCUCUGUGGUUGAGGAAGUGAUCCCAAGAUCCACAGACAAAGGGCACUUGAUAGCCAAAGUAAUCGCCAUUGAUUCUGACUCUGUGCAGAACUCCCGGGUCACAUACCAGUUUCUACAGGUUCCAGACGCGACUUUAUUCAGCCUGGACCAGUACAACGGAGAAAUCCGGACAAUGAGAAUGUUCAGUCACAGAGAUCCCCAUCAUCAACGACUGGUCGUCAUUGCCAAGGACAAUGGAGAUCCGGCACGUUCUGCUACAGUUACCAUUACAUUAUCAACGGUGGAGCACGUCGUUAAGGCCUUUUCUGAAACUUCCGAAAUUCCUUUGGAAUAUGAUACCUUUUCAUACUUAAAUCUGUACUUGUUGAUUGGUUUGGGAUCUGUGUCAUUUCUGUUAUUGAUGACCAUAUUGAUAACCGUCGUGCUGAAGUGUCAGAAGCCUAAACCCGCCAAGCCUAAACCCGACCCCUCCCUGCCGAAACAGCGUCGUUAGCCAGAGGAGCUCUACUGUAGCAGAUUCCAUUCUGGUGUCCAACGAGGCGUUCUGGUACAGAUUGUUUUUAGCGGAGACAAGGGAAGGAAAAAUGGUGAUUAGACAGCCUAUACCGAAGAGUGGUGGUUACAUCGUUUCCAAACUUAAUUUUAUCUUGGACUUGCAAAUGGAAGUAAGCAGUAGUUUGUUUUUCUUUGUGUAUUGGUGUUAUUCAUUUUAAUUAAUUCUUAUUAAUUUCUAAAACUGAGAUUAUGAAGUAUUAUGUUUUUCAAAUGUUGGUCACACCCUACUCUCCUUUUCAUAGCUUGUGGACAGGGGAUUUCCGGUUUGUGAUAUUAUUGCUAAGGGUUAAUAGGGCUAAGAAUUGUAUGCCAGUUUGUCUGUUAUUAUUAUUCUGUAUUUUUGCAUGGGCAGAUAGAAUGCUCUUUGAUUGCUCCCCCUUUCAAACAGUACUGUCUUGGUCAACAGUUCAAAAUUUCAAGUCAAAUAUAUUCUUGAAAUACUAUAUUGAAAAUACCUCCGUUUCAGUAUUGAUUAUUAAUUACCCAAGCCCCCCAGAAUACCAUUAAUAUUUCUCCCUCUGGCAGAACACACAGUGUCCCUUAUUUUCCCCUGUUGUAAUCUUGUACAUACAUGACAGGUCAAUUCUGACACACACACACACACACGCACGCACUUUAAACUUUGUCAAGUUUCCGAAAUUUAAAGAAAAAAAUGCCUUGUCAGAUUACAUAAGGGUGACACUAUGGGGGUGACAUAGCUCAGGAGGUUCGAUCCCCUGCCCUGGGUGUGUCAAAGUGUCCCUGAGCAAGACACCUAACCCCUAAUUGCUCCCUACGAGCUGAUUGGUACCUUGCAUGGCAGCCUUUCACCGUUGGUGUGUGAGUGUGUGAAUGGGUAAAUGAGAGGCAUCAAUUGCUUUGGAUAAAUGCAGUCAAUUUACCAUUUUGCUAUGUGGUUCAGUCCAUAACUCUCAGACCCAUAACUUUCAGGCCUCCUGUGUGGCUGUGGGCUCAUUGCCUUACCAUGUUACUCUAUGUCCAGUGGUUCCAUAUCUGUAUGAAACCCCUUUUCUCCCAUUUGAAUUAAGUGGGGAAAAAAUACAAUAAAAAAGGAAGGUGGGCUGUUCAACCUCCUUUUAAAAUAAAAAAACAUAAUUGGAAAUAAUGGGAAUAA